GCGUGGGCCAGCCCGAGUAUGGCCGGAGAUGGCAUGUCGUAGUGUUGCGAUGGUCGCGCCGCGGGUCGCGCCGCUCGCCGCGCUGUUCGCCGCGCUGCUCGCCGCGGCUGCGUCGCGUGCGCCCACGCAGGAGCCGGUGCGCUUCGAGGCUGCGUUCCAAGGGCGGUGCGGGGAGGGCAGCCCGUGCGAGCAGUUGUGUCGCGAACUCCACGACGGCACGUACGAGUGCGGCUGCGGGCCCGGAUAUGUAUUACACGUGGACGGAUACGGCUGUCUAGAACUGAAUGCAACCAAAGCGACCGACAUAACGGACAUAGAAGAAGAUGUCCUAUACCAGAAAGACGUGUCCUUCUCCGCUGAAUUAGAAAUACCCCCGUCCAAUAGUAAUAAGCCUAUUGUAAGUGAUAAACAUAUCGAUGCAAAACAAAGACUUACAACCGCACUGCCGACGAGAAAAGAGAACUACACGCACACAGGCGAGAGGUACAAAGAAGCAGACGGUCUGAAGAGUCUGAUAGAAGACGGAGUUAGCAAUGUGGACCUCAAUAUUAUUGCCGAUGAUAAAAGGAACGGUCUGUUGGAAGCGAGUGAAGUGAAAGUGACGACGCUAGGGCCCAGUUUAGAGCAAAAAGUGCCAGGAGCGACUGCGUCACCCGCGUGGACGGCUGCGGUCGAUAACUGCGACUGUGAUUGUGAUGGACGCUGUGCCUGCCCCCUAGCGGCCACUAAGUGUAAACCAGAUCUGAAAGUUUCUACGCCCCGUUUCUCCGGCGCGUCGUGGCUGGCGUUGCGCGCGUUGCGAGGCGCUUAUAAACGCGUGCGUCUACGGAUGAGGGUGCGACCUGAGCGUGCGCGCGGCGUCCUCCUCCUCACUGGUGAACACGACGACCUGUCUGGGGAUUACCUGGCGCUGAUCCUGAGGAACGGUCAUGUGGAGCUGCGAUUCGACUGCGGUAGUGGAGCGGGAAUCCUUCGAUCUCCCGAGCCGGUCCGGCUUGGUCGCUGGAACACCAUAUCGGUGUACCGUCACCGGUGGGACGCUUGGCUGAGGCUGAACAACGGGAAGAGAGUCAGAGGUCGCUCUAAGGGCUUGUUUUCGCGAAUGACGUUCCGGGAGCCAGUGUGGGUGGGAGGCGCUGGCAAUACAACAGGACUGCAGACCAAACUGGGUUUGUCUGAUGGACUACUUGGCUGUGUGGACUUUCUGAGGAUCAACGGAGAUACAUACAGGCUGGUCAGAGAUGCUGUGGCAACGUUGGAUAUUGCCGAAUGUGCUCCAACCCUUGCACCGUGGAAGCCAUCUAAUGAAGUCACUACAAGCGAAUCAGUCCACAACAAUGAAGCUCAUGGCAUAUAUGACAUAAACGAUAUAGUACAUUUUGAAGACAAUGAUAUUGUAAUGAGAGAUGCUAAAACAGACGACCAUAACAAUUUAGACAAUUCAGUUGAACAGUUCAAGAAUUUCAGAAUGGUGAAAGAUGUUGCCAAAGUUAAUAAUGAAUUCAAUGAUCAAAUUAAUGAUUUGAACAAUGAUAUGAGUAAUGAUUUAAAAAUUGAUAAUGAUAAAGCGGUGAGAACGGAUAAAGGUGAUGAUAAAUGUGAAUGUCAUCACGGCGGUGGAUGCGUUGGUGGCGUGUGCUUGUGUCCAUUGGGGUAUGCUGGAGUGAAGUGCGAGAUUACCUUAGACUUAAAGGUACCAAGGUUUAACGGGUCGUCUUACCUCCGCUUGCCAGGUCUCGGCAAUUCAGCGCAGUCUUGGCUCGAUAUACAGAUAACUCUCAAACCGAGCGACGGUGAUGGUUUGGUGCUAUAUAAUUCUGAACAUGCGAGCGGGGAUGGUGACUUCUUUUCUCUCCACCUCAGAGAUUACUUCGUGGAGUUCGCUUUCGAUCUCGGUUCAGGCAUCGCGCUGGUCAGAUCUGCCUACCCUCUGAAACCAAACACCUGGCAUCGUGUAUCAGUAAGCCGUUCUGGCAAGCAUGCAUCUCUACGUGUUCGGACAUCGUCACCUGUUGACGUCAGUGUGACGUCGCCACGAGAGAACGAUGCAACCAGAUCAGUGACGUCACGAGGAGCAGCUCGACGGCUCACUUUACGACAACCGAUGCUCCUGGGAGGAGCGCCUCAUCCCUUACCUCCUAGACUGGCUUUGCGAACGUCGUUUAGCGGAUGUGUUGGACAAUUGGUGAUAAACGAUGAAGAGUUGGCAGUGGUAGCGUCAGCACUGGGUGGAUUAAAUGUGGACAAUUGCGACGAACCUAACAACACAACGUGCCUCAGCAGCGAUUUGUGCAGAGAAAUGCUCGAACCAAUACCCCAAUAUCCACAGAAUAUAUCCGAGAAUGAUAUCCACCAUUCAAUUGUGGCGAAAAAGGGGUUCAGACCUAAAUACCACAAAGUGAAAGCAAAGAAACACAGUCAACAUCUGCACACGGAGAAAUAUAAGAAGAAGAAGUUUUUCGCAAGUAAAAAGCACCAGUACUUACAAGAUACAAAAAGUAAUGACGUCAUAACUGAAGGUCCUGUUUAUGAUGGUCAGACGUAUAUGCAAGUGAAGUAUUUAAAUUCAAAUGAAAUCAAUUGGGGAGACACGAACACUUAUCCAAGCUUCAGUGGAAUUGAUAGUUUUAUUCAUAUUGACGAUGAAGAGACUAUGAAAAGGCUGCUGAGCUACUCGCUGGACAUCAACAUCCGGUUCCGGUCGGAGCGCGCGCGCGGGCUGCUGGUGUGGUCGGGCCGCGCGCGCGCGCCGCCCGCCGACUUCCUCUCGCUCGCCGUCGAGGACUCCGUGCUCGUCUUCAGAUAUGAUUUGGGCAGCGGUGAGGUGGUGAUCAUAGCAAACCAUACAAAAGUUGAUGACGGCUUGUGGCAUAGGGCGAGAGCGACCAGAAAUAGACAAGCUGGUGUUCUAGAAGUAGAUGGCUUGGGUUCUGUAGGGAAGGUGUCGCCCGGGAAACUGAAACAGUUAAACACUGAAAAUGGACUCUAUAUAGGUGGCUUACCAUCAAUAGAAAUUAACACCAUGGGCAAAUACAAAACCGGCUUAGUGGGUUGCGUCUCACAAAUAUCACUAAGUGGGGACUUCGAUAUACCACUGACGUUAUCAAAAUUACCACAUACAAUCACAAACAACGUUGGCAGAUGCACCCCAUAAAAAUAGCCAAUUCAUUUAAAUGAAUCAAUAGGUUCAUUUAAGUGAAUCCACUUUUGUUAUGAGCGCAGAGUCCUGGUUCAUUUAUUUCCAUUCUAAAUGAACUUACAUGAAUCCAUGAGUUUUCGGUUCAUAUAUUUUCAUUAUAAAUGAACCAGACAAUUAUGUGCGUAUAAUAUAAUGUUAGAUGUGUUUUGAUAAGUUCAUUUAUUUAUCAAGCAAUUAAUUGUUUAAACUUUGGUUCUUUUUUAAAUGAAUGACCAAUUAUUUUUUAAAAUAACUCCGUAACUACAUAUCAAAGUAAAACUUAUCGGAGGCAAUAAACUACAAUACGAUCAAAUUGAUGUCAGGUAAUAUCUUUACAUGAGUUUACACAACGUAAUAAAAUAAUUAAAUAAUAUACUCUUAGUCAAUUUAGAAAUAAGUAAACUGAUGAGUCUUUUGAACUAUAGUUUGUUUCAUAUACUGAUUUCUGAUAAAACAAUUAUUAAUUUUAAACUUAUUCACAUACUUUCAUCUUUUGAUUUCCAUGGACGAUGGAGUAACUUUUCAAAGUGCUUUACUAUCUAGUAGAUAUGAAAAAAAAAAACUAUUUGUAAUGUUAAAAUAAAUGAAAUUCUAGUCGUACGAGUGGUUUGCACGCAUUUCGGUUCAUUAAUUUUCAUUUUAUACGAAAUAGCGUAUCACAAACUUGUUACAAUGUGAGUGUAUUUUAUAAAUAGUUCAAUAAGUAUACAUACAUAGCGUUUGUAUAUCGGAAUUUUCAUAUGGACGUGGUUUUAGAACAUUGUAAGUAGAUAUAACGAUCUGUUUAUUUUUACUUAUUUUAUUUGAUAAACAAACCUUGUGAGUUUUUUUAAAUGAAAAUACUAUCUAUAAUAGUAUACAACGAUGAUUAGUGUUUUCAUAAAAAAAAAAUACUUAUCCUAACAAUUUGUUUAAUUUAUUAACCAUUCCAGUACACCGAAAUUGUUUAUCAAAUAAAACAAUAAAAAAUAAAUAAAUAGAUUAUACCAUAGUGUUUGAUAAUUGAGCUUUUUAUAUUAAGUGUUAAUCGUAACCUAGCUUUAGUUUGGCAAUUCAUUUGGUUCGCUUUAUUAAAUGACAAAACAUGUUUUAGCACCGCUUUAGUAAUAUAAUCAUAGAGUAUAUUUAUCAGGUAGUGUAAUUUUAAAUGCGCUUUGUAUGUAUAAAUUUAAUAAAUAUUAUAGGUUCUGGGACAAUUAAUACAAUCCUCUGAAGUAAAUUCAAGGGCAUAAAAUAUAAAAGUAUAAGUAUGUACACGAUAUGUGAAAAAUAAUUAGACAAAUAUAUAAAUUUAUUUAGAGAACUCGUAAGAUACUUUGUAGGAAUGGAUGAUCUUCAAAAAGGGUGUAUUAAGGUUUUUUCAGGGCCGGCAACGCGCACGUGACACCUCUAGUGUUGCAGACGUCCAUAGGCUAUAAUGACCGUUUACCUUCAGACGGGCUGUAUGCUUGUUUGCCAUUUUUGUGGUAUAAAAAAAGAAUGGUUUUAUAAAUGUCUGUUUGAUUAAGACUAUAGUUUCUGUCUAGGUACUUUAAUGAAAUAUGGACGUAAAGUAUAAGUAUGUAUGUAGAUAAUAUGGUAUAUUUCUGUUUUAUCUAACUCCGAAAAGGAGAAGACUCGUAAAUUCGCAAAGUAUAAGAAAUCAACAUUGCAUUAUGACAAAUUUGCGAAAAUGGUUGACUUUAUAAAUAUUACAGUCAGUCACUUAUUAGAAUUAAGUAGCAUAAUGUUGUUAUGAUUAAAUGUCAGCGACUGAAUGUACUCAGAGGAUUGUAAGUUCCCUAGAAGCCUAAAAUUGUGAAUUGGUUAUUUAAUGAAUACGACUUUCCAAAAAUAUUUUGCUUUAUAAAUUUUUUAAUGAAAUCGUUGCACAUCAAACAAAGCGCAGCUCAGAUUUUAAAUGUCAAAACGUUUUCGAUUUAGCAUUAAUAUAAUAUCGAAAAUAUAUUACCAUAUCUAUAAAUAAGAUACAAUGUGACUCUUAAUGAAGGAAUCGCUACAAAUUUUAUAGUCGUUCCCUCGCACAAUCUACGUGUGUUUUUAACACGUCUGAUUCACUGAUAAAGAUGAUACUGCCGAAAAUUAUCCUUUAAUAAUACACCUCGCCAAAUGGACUAACUAAAAUAAAACUUUGAGGAAUCUGUGAGUGUAGUGUCUGCGCUGCGCAACGCCAGGUGUGAAUUGGCCCUAAAAAUGUUCAUUAAAUAAUCAAAGAGCAACAUGUAUUUCCAUAAAAUUUAUGAACCCAUCGCUGGGAUUUCAUUUACACCAAUAAUUUUUGUCAAUUACGUAUUUCACAGGGUGUGAAUACUUUUAUAGAAUGCAUAUCUUUAUUGUGGUCUGACUCGAUGUUCAGUUGUCGGUAUUUUCAUUUAACCGACUUUAAGAAAGGGAGAUUUCAACUUAAUGAUUUUUGUAUGUCUAUCUAUAUUAAAUGACAUUUUCAUUUACUGUGAAUAUUUUUUUGAUUAAUUACCAUAUCAAAAAAAUUCCGAAAUAGUCCCAUAUUUUACAUAGUUUCUUAAAAUUUUAAUCGGUAUUUUGUUUAAAAUAUGUAUUAUUUUUUAGUUUAUAUUAUUGUCUGGUUUUAUGGAUAGAGAUGUGCAUCAAAGAAUCAUUCAAUAUUCUGAACGAAUGAAAAUAUAUGGUUUUCAUUCUUUCAGAAUUCAUUCAUUCAUUCUUUAUGCUUCUAGAACUAAAUAUACCGACUGAAUACACAUUGAUUUUAUUGGAUUGUACCUAUUAUACGUACGCUUACUUAUCUUGAGGUACAAAAAAAAAAUACAAAAAAGUAAUUUAACAUACAAUAAAAAAUGCAUAAUUUUAUUAAUGAUGUACCUAACUUAAAUAAUAUUUCAUUAUUUAUCGAUGAAUCUUCCGCAGAAGCAAGACAAAAAGCUACGUUAAUUAUUUUGUUGUUUCACAAAAAAAAACUGAACUAUUACAUUUGUUUAUUGUAAAUGAUACAUUCUAAUCUUGUUUUCGAGUAAACGUAGACCUACUUGUGACAUAUUGAUAGCUUGACUAGUGUUAGUUUUGUAUGUGAAACCUGUCCGAUGUAUAAUAUGCCGUUAUUUGUACAAAAUUAUAUCAAUAAAAUAUGAUUAAAAUGUA
Molecule: messenger RNA, 6292 nt
Organism: Galleria mellonella (greater wax moth)
Lineage: Eukaryota; Metazoa; Arthropoda; Insecta; Lepidoptera; Pyralidae
Product: pikachurin-like
Exons: 17
Coding region: 29-3154 (1041 amino acids)
Source: RefSeq, a predicted model, not a curated record